AGACUUUCUGACGAAGAACAGAGCCGCCACUCACCACAGCAAUCCUCUUCCCUUCGCCAGCACGAGCAAGGAGAUGGAGGGGAAGAAGAGAGCGGCGGCCAUUGCCGCCCUGUGCAUGGUCCUACUCCUCAUGCAGGCAAGGCCAUCCCAUCAGCAGUUCUCCGACUACGCCUGCGAGUGCAUCCGGCAGUGCUACCCCGCGUGCAGGGACAGCACCCCGCCGUGGCUCUGCAAGAUCAAGUGCGCCGGUAGCUGCCACAACGGCGACAGGAAGGACGCACUUACCGCCUGCAGGAUCGCCUGCCUCACGAGCCCCGUCUGCGGCCUGUCGACACCGCCCGUCGCUCCAGGUGAUGUUGAUCCUUGUACCAGGGAGUGCGACAAGCUGUGGGGUGGCCAUGGUCACGCCAAGGAACCUUGAAGAGCGACGAGCCGGUCGAUCCGGGAUCACAUGAUGUCGAAUGGCGAUGAUUGCUGCACCAAUCAAUAAAAUAAAAUGUAUUUCGCUUCGGUGCAUCACUUGUGAGAAAGUUUGUGGGUCUUAGAAGUAAAAGUAAAGAUGGUUAUCGACGCAUUUGGCGGAAUCCUGCUAAUUUUCAUUUGGCUUUGAUUUUA
Messenger RNA from Hordeum vulgare subsp. vulgare (domesticated barley), 615 nucleotides. RefSeq lists its product as uncharacterized. The coding region runs from base 74 to 421 and encodes 115 amino acids. Lineage: Eukaryota; Viridiplantae; Streptophyta; Magnoliopsida; Poales; Poaceae. The record is from RefSeq and is a predicted model, not a curated record. The transcript is spliced from 2 exons.